AUGCUUCCGUGCACGCAGAAGAUUGCGGAGCUCCCUUUCCACCCCAAGGGAAUCAUUUUGUCUGGAUCUCCUUACUCUGUUUACGAUGCGGAUGCGCCCCAUGUGGACCCCGCUGUGUUCGACUUGGGUGUCCCCAUUCUCGGAGUCUGUUAUGGUCUCCAGGAGAUCGCCUGGAACCACGGACGUGACGUGUGCGCUGGUGAUCGCAAGGAGUACGGUCAUUCCAUCCUGACCGUCACUCGCCACACCUCCGCCGCUCCCCACGUUGAUGUUCUUUUCGAGGGUAUCGACGAGAAUCUAGAUGUGUGGAUGUCCCACGGUGACAAGCUCGGCGCCCUUCCCGCUGACUUCCUCACCAUUGCUACCACUGCCAAUGCUCCCUUCGCCGGCAUUGCGCACUCGCAGAAGCCCAUGUACGGAAUCCAGUUCCACCCCGAGGUGACUCACACCCCCAAGGGCAAGGAGCUCUUCGCGAACUUCGCCAUCAAGCUGUGCAAGGCCCGUCAGAAUUGGACCAUGGACAGAUUCGUCGAGACUGAGAUCGAGCGCAUUCGUGCGGUUGUCGGUGAGAAGGGCCAGGUCAUUGGUGCCGUCUCCGGUGGUGUCGACUCUACCGUCGCAGCCAAGCUCAUGCAGAAGGCCAUCGGAUCGCGUUUCCACGCUAUUCUGGUCGACAACGGUGUCAUGCGUCUGAACGAGUGCGAGAUCGUUCACGAGACUCUGACCAAGCACCUCGGCAUCAAUCUGACUGUCGUUGAUGCCAGCGAGGAGUUCUUGACCAAGCUCAAGGGUGUCGACGACCCUGAGAAGAAGCGCAAGAUCAUCGGUAACACCUUCAUCGAGGUCUUCCAGCGUGAGGCCGAGCGUGUCAUGAAGGAGUCCGGUGGUGAUGUCGAUUACCUGCUCCAGGGAACCCUCUACCCCGAUGUCAUCGAGAGUAUCUCCUUCAAGGGUCCCAGUGCCACCAUCAAGACUCACCACAAUGUCGGUGGACUGCUUGAGAACAUGAGACUCAAGCUGAUCGAGCCUCUCCGUGAGCUCUUCAAGGACGAGGUCCGCAUCAUGGGCACCAACCUUGGCAUUCCUGAGGAGCUUGUCUGGCGCCACCCCUUCCCCGGGCCCGGUAUCGCCAUCCGCAUCUGCGGCGAGGUCACCCCCGAUCAGAUCCGCAUUGCCCGUCAUGCGGACCACAUCUUCAUUUCCGAGAUCAAGGAGGCUGGUCUCUACCGCGAGAUCUCUCAGGCAUACGCUGCGCUGCUGCCUGUCCGCGCCGUCGGUGUCAUGGGUGACAAGAGAGUGUACGAUCAAGUUAUCGCACUCCGCGCUGUCACUACCACCGACUACAUGACCGCCGACUGGUUCGACUUCGACGGGAAAUUCCUGCGCAAGGUGUCGACUAGGAUUGUGAACGAAGUUGAUGGUGUCUGCAGAGUGCUUUACGAUGUUACUCAGAAGCCUCCUGGAACCAUUGAGUUCCAAUAG
Messenger RNA from Tricharina praecox, 1482 nucleotides. RefSeq lists its product as uncharacterized. The record is from RefSeq and is a predicted model, not a curated record. Gene Ontology annotation, biological process: GMP biosynthetic process. Gene Ontology annotation, molecular function: GMP synthase (glutamine-hydrolyzing) activity; ATP binding; GMP synthase activity. The transcript is spliced from 3 exons. Gene Ontology annotation, cellular component: cytosol. The coding region runs from base 1 to 1482 and encodes 493 amino acids. Lineage: Eukaryota; Fungi; Ascomycota; Pezizomycetes; Pezizales; Pyronemataceae.